AGAGCGGUUUGAUCUAGCAGCAGCUGCCUUUUUCCUCACUCAGUUCUCCUCGUGUCCAAGUAGUUUUUACAAAGAAGAAAUCCCCUGAUCCAAACAGGACUGAUUAAACUUCCCACCAGCUGUCCUUUGCUGAAACUGGGAAAAGAAACAGACGACAGGAUGGAUUCUUUCCAGCUGCUUUUUCUGCUGCUGCUGUACGGAUGUCUUCCAAAAGUACUAUCAGUACAGAUGUGUGACAUGAUGAACGAGAUUGAGCUGGAGAAAGAGCACUGUGAAAAUCGCACCUCUGGGAAUGUCACUUCAGGUUGCCAGGGGAUGUGGGACAUCAUCGCCUGUUGGCCUUCAGCCAGAGUCGGAGAAGUGGUGACAAUAACCUGUCCAACAUAUUUCAGCUACUUCAGUGACAAAGAGAGAGGUAACCUCUCCAAAACCUGCACAGCUGACGGCUGGACCGAGAUGCAUCCUAUUGACAUCGCUGUGAACUGUGGCUACAAUCUCAAUGGCACCAGCGAUGAUGGAAAGUUUUUCUGGCAAGUCAAGGUUGGCUACACCAUUGGUCACAGUGUUUCGCUUAUCUCUCUGAUUACAGCUAUUGUGGUCCUCUGCAUCUUCAGAAAACUCCACUGCACAAGGAACUACAUCCACAUGCAUUUAUUUGUCUCGUUUAUCCUGAAGGCCAUUGCUGUGUUCGCCAAGGAUGUGGUUCUCUACGAGUUUGGAGAGGUCGACAACUGCUCCCUAGGCUCUGUUGGCUGCAAAGCCGUCAUUGUAUUUUUUCAGUACUGUGUGAUGGCCAGUUUCUUCUGGCUGCUUGUGGAGGGCCUCUAUCUUCACGCAUUGCUGGCUGUCUCUUUCUUCUCUGAGAGGAAAUACUUCUGGGCUUACAUUGUGAUCGGCUGGGGAGGCCCAGCGAUUAUCAUCACAGCCUGGAGCAUCGGUAAAGCGUACUACAAUGAUGUAGGGUGCUGGGACAUUAUCGAGACCACUGAUGUGUUUUGGUGGAUUAUUAAAACACCCAUUUUAGCAUCCAUCCUGGUGAAUUUUUUUCUUUUCAUCUGCAUCAUUCGAAUACUUCGCCAGAAGAUAAACUGCCCAGAUAUUGGAAGAAAUGAGUCCAACCAGUAUUUGCGACUUGCAAAAUCAACACUGCUUCUGAUUCCUCUGUUUGGAAUCAAUUUCAUAGUGUUUGCAUUCAUCCCAGAGCAAGUGAAGACUGAAUUACGCCUCAUUUUUGAUUUGAUUCUGGGAUCGUUUCAGGGCUUCGUGGUGGCAGUCCUUUACUGCUUCCUCAACGCUGAGGUCCAAGGGGAGAUUAAAAGGAAGUGGCGAAGGUGGCACUUGCAGAGAUACAUGGGCUCAGACACCAAAUACCAGCACCCGUCCAACAGCAGUAACAAUUUCAGCACCCAAAUCACCAUGUUGACACGUUGCAGUCCCAAAACACGCCGCGGUUCAUCCUCCUGUCACGAUGACUUGUCCUCCAUAUGAGUCACAAAACCAGAGCUGCAGACAAGCCAGCUGUGUUCUUUCAUGACAAAAACCUGUCAUGGAAACUCGCGCACAAAAACUACACAUUCACUCAUCAGCACUUGUAAUAAAUUGUGCAAAUCUUUUGCUGAUCCUGUUUCGUUUAAAAACCCAACUUUCUCAUUUGAGCAAUCUUUUACUUAUUAUUUUACUUUUAGGAAAAUGCUGAUUGGUAAAUGUUUGAGUUGAACAUUUUUGAUCAUUUAUUAAACUCUUCUUACGGUUGUUUUUUUAAGUGCAGAGACACAAGACAUUGUUACAAAACAUAUAUUAAUGUGAUUAAAAGUAUCUCUAGAUGUGAAAUGUACUGUAAGAUACAUUUUAGGUGUUAUUUUAAACUGAUUAAAAAAACAUUUAUUGGCAUUUAGGAACUCCUUGGAACGUUGAUAAGCCAUCAAUAGGAAAUAAUGAUCUGACGUUCCUGUAUUUUAUUGUGUGGAUUCUCACAAAUGCCAAAAGUUUAAGCAGGAAGACCAGUGUGUGACUACGUGAGGGGUUUGGAUCACAAAUGCUUUUUCUUAUACACUAUCUCUCUUACAUACAGACUGAUUUCCUUCUUUUUUCCAUCUAUGUUGCAUUCUCUCUUUGUUUUCCUGAUCCCUUGAUUGAGGGAAUGGUUUUCAUCAUUUCAGGCACUGACAAGUGCCUGGUUUCAGUGUUAUCAAGCAACACUUUUCACCCCAAUCUCUGAUUUCUGCAGGCUGCACAAUAACCUUGGAGAGAAAAUAUCUUGACACGACUCAGUGAUUGAAUGUUUACAUUUACUCGGGAAGAUAAUUUAAUGCUGUACAGACAAGUGAAUAGUGUACAUAAAGCGUGUGGCUAUACUUCUCGUGUAGUGUGGAUUAAUUUAUGGCUGCAAAUGCUUUAAUUAGCUACUAGUAAUUGUUUAACAUUGCAUUAUAGAUUAUCAAAAGCCUCCAGAUUUACACUGUUGUACAGGCUUGUUAAUAUGACAGUUUCCGGUUCAUGGUCUGGUAGAGUAAAUGCUCAGAUUUAUAAUGCGGAAGAGUAAUGCUUACACAAUGAUGCCUCCUUGAUCAUGCUCCAGUGGACUGACAAAAGCCUCCAUUAUGUCUAAUAUUUAUGGAAAGGUCCACUGACUUGUUGUAUUCAAAACUUACUGUCACCGGAGUCUGAAACUGACAAGGCAGUAGAGAACGCUGUAAAGCAAAGCAAAGUGACAGGGCUGACUAGUCCUGUCACAUUAAGGCUUUUGUCAUGCUUCUUAGCUCACAUGGGGUGGACUUCAAGUCAUUCCCACGUUCAUGGUGCCACAUGGAGCAUCCAGGAGAGUUUACCCAGAAAGAAAAAAAAACCUGUCCUAAAGGUUUGACUGUUUUUUUUUUUUUAUCUUCCAUUGUAAACAUUUUUCUGAACGUCCCAGUUCCACUUGUUGACAAAGGCAACAUGACAUUUUCACGGCUGAGAAACUUUAUGACAAAGGCAGGUCCAGAUAAUUCCAAAUAUCUUGAAAUACACAAACUCAUACUAGAAUCCUAUCACGUAGACAGAUUAGAUUCAAAGACACACAGUUCAGUCUGAUACUAAAAGUAAAACAGGAGAGUCUAAUCCAGUUUAUAAUGCCAACUGUUCAAAGGUUUUUUGUCCUGGGGGUUAUGAGGCGAGGCGGUGGAGCAGGUGCACCAUGUGCAGGGACUGUAGCUCCACAGCGCAGCUGUCCAAGGUUCAGUUCCCAACCUUUAGGCCUUUGUCACGUGCUUCCCCCUUUUAUCUGUCUCUGUCCAUGUCCUUUUGAGCAAGCAGGCUGCAAAAAUGGGCAGAUUAUCUUUGGGAGAUAAAGAAUUUUAGGCCAGAGUAAACACACCAGACAGAAGCAAGGCAGUAUUAAAAUUCAUAAAAAAGCUUCACUUAAAUUGGAUAAAGUGAUCUUCUGUUUUGCAAUGUUUUACUUCUGUAUCAGGCAAGUAGUUUGACUGCAAAUGUUUUACAUCUUCCGUUCUCAGUACGUUUAACACAAGAAGCUACCGGUAAUUUCAUCACUUGCAUCCAAAUCCUGCAAAACUUUUGUUGACAUACCAAUGCAAAUUGUAUGCUUAUCAUUGAUUUGAAGGUUUACAAUAAACAUUUGCCUAAACAACUGAUGUUUCUCAAACUGAAGUUAUUUUAUGACAUUAGAACUUUGACUCUUUCUACUGGAUGUUGCCUUCUACUUCUAAAAUUAAUCUGCAAAAUAUCUGGUAAGAUAAUAAUGGCUUACAAAUUUCAGAAAACCUAACUUUAAAAAUCCUUAAUUAUCUUUUUAACAAAGUAGAACCCAGAAAUAGAAGCAUUUAUUAACGUGACAUAACAGUGUAAUACUAACCUAGACUGUACUUUUCUGUCAAGUAGUGUUCACACAGCAGCAGAGACCAAAGUCAUGAAUUGACAAAACUGAGGAACCUGCACCAUUUGCACCCCAAUCCUGUUUUUAAAAACACCACCCUUAUCCAUCCCUACUGUGCACUUUAAAAAGUCCAAAGAAAACAUCUGCAAGAUAUCGUGAAACAGAAAACUGAAAGGCCAAUGGAAAAAACUGCGGUCAAAAAGUCACGGGCCCAAAACCUUUAGCAUGGGAAUCUGUGGGAAACUCUAGUUUUGCUCUCGUAGUCACAUCUAGAGUGUGGACUAUCUUCAGCCUGACAUAACAAUACCAGAAAGAUACUGAGUCCCAAAAGAACAAGCUGUUUUUUUUUUUUACUUCAUUGAGGAACUGUAAUUCUUUAAACAAUGACAUGCCAUUAAAAUUGUUGUGUUCUCAUGUGCAGCCAGAUGUAGAGUACAGUUAAAUAACCGGUGCUGGCCUGCUCAUCUAGUUUAGGGGCUAUAUUAUAGUUUUCAUUGAAUUUCUGAACACAGUCUGCUCUUCCUUGAUAUAAUCAAGGAUCAGCAGAACUCGGUGUAAGCAGUAAAGGACUGGAAGUGACUCAGCUAGCAAGUUGCCCUUGUGUCACAUUUUACACACUGAUAUAAAAUCUGUCUCAUUAAAACCAGUAGAAGAAACAAAAAAACAACAACACUGAACUCUUCCAAUAAACAUACUGUGUCUCAAGAUGCCUUUGAUGUAAUUGUGUGAAUUGCUUAUAUUUACCCUUUAUUAAUGAUGAUUACUGUAAAUAGAUUUGUACAAGCAGCUGUACAUGUUGAUCCACUCUGUUUUUGCUACAGUGAAAAAUAAUGAGUAAACCUUAAAAGGUGUCAUUGAACCAACACAUAUUCUAAUGUGGGCUUAAUGUAAAUAUUCUGUAUUGAAUUUGUUGUGUAUGAUUUUUUUUGGCCAAAGUUGUAAAUAUGAGAUAAGUGCAAUGCAUGUAAUGCUCAUCCAGUGCAUAUUGUUGUGAAACUUCAAAAUGUACUGUGUGUGUUUAUAUGUCUGACACUUCUGUAAAUACAAAACUGUAUAUGUUUUGAAUCUGUUUUUGUAUCAUCUUAAUCAUUCUGUUGUAAUUUUAUUACGUCAUUUUCACUGCAAACAGAAAUAUAUUGACAGGGAUGAUUAUUGAUAAAAUGUUGGCAUUGUUCCACUUGAAAUGAAGGAAAUAAAUUUAGAGCAAAAAGUA
Messenger RNA from Xiphophorus maculatus (southern platyfish), 5087 nucleotides. RefSeq names its product vasoactive intestinal peptide receptor 1 (gene vipr1b). The coding region runs from base 160 to 1488 and encodes 442 amino acids. Lineage: Eukaryota; Metazoa; Chordata; Actinopteri; Cyprinodontiformes; Poeciliidae. Gene Ontology annotation, molecular function: peptide hormone binding; G protein-coupled peptide receptor activity; vasoactive intestinal polypeptide receptor activity. The transcript has 13 exons. The record is from RefSeq and is a predicted model, not a curated record. Gene Ontology annotation, cellular component: plasma membrane. Gene Ontology annotation, biological process: cell surface receptor signaling pathway; adenylate cyclase-modulating G protein-coupled receptor signaling pathway.